Messenger RNA from Podospora bellae-mahoneyi, 1153 nucleotides. RefSeq names its product Protein MAK16 (gene mak16). Lineage: Eukaryota; Fungi; Ascomycota; Sordariomycetes; Sordariales; Podosporaceae. The record is from RefSeq and is a predicted model, not a curated record. The transcript has 4 exons. The coding region runs from base 157 to 1128 and encodes 323 amino acids. Gene Ontology annotation, biological process: maturation of LSU-rRNA; maturation of 5.8S rRNA. Gene Ontology annotation, cellular component: preribosome, large subunit precursor; nucleolus.
UAUCAGCAGCGCAUCUGGACGAGCCCCUCCAGAAUCAACGAUUUGCCUACGAAUUCUCGACCUUCGCCUCCCUCCCACACCCGCAACAAAUCUGCGCGUAGUUUUUCACCACCACCAUAACGCAGAGAAGACAGACCGAACUCGAGAACCGCGAUCAUGUCUGACGAAAUCGUCUGGCAGAUUAUAAAUCAACAGUUUUGCGCCUUCAAGCUCAAGACGACAAAGGGCCAGAACUUUUGCAGAAAUGAACACUCGGUCAGCGGUCUUUGCAACAGGCAAAGUUGCCCUCUCGCCAACAGUAGAUAUGCAACCAUCAGAUCAUCGCCCAAGGGCACGAUAUAUCUGUACAUAAAGACAAUCGAGAGAGCGCAUAUGCCAGCGAAAUGGUGGGAGAAGAUCAAGCUUUCCCAGAACUACGCGACGGCCCUCCAGCAGAUCGAAGACAAGCUCCAAUACUUUCCCAAGUUUCUUCAGCACAAGUGCAAGCAACGUCUUACGAGACUCGUACAAGUAGCGACCCGCAUGCGCAAGCUCGCCGCCGAGGAAGCCAGACUUGGCGAACAGCUCGUACCAAAGAUGGCGCCAAAGAUCAAGGCACGUGAAGCCGCCAGAGAACGCAAGGCCCUUGCGGCGGCCAAGCUGGAGAGGACGAUCGAGAGAGAGCUUCUUGAAAGACUGCGACAAGGCGCGUACGGAGACCAGCCCCUCAACUGCAAUGCGACUAUCUGGAAGAAGGUGCUCAAUGCUCUUGAGAACGAGGGCGAGGGCACCCGCGAUAAGGACAUGGACAAGGGUAUUGAGGAUGAUGAUGAGUCCGAGAAGGAGAUGGAGGAGGAGCUGGAAGAGGAGGACGAGGAAGAGGACGGAAACGUCGAGUAUGUUUCUGACUUUGAUGAAAGCGACGAAGAACUCGCGGAUAUCGAGGACUGGUUGGGCAGCGAGGAAGAGGAUGAUGCCGAAGACGAUGACGAUGAUGAGGAUGACAGUGAGGAGGACGACGAGGAGGAGGUCAAGAAGAAGGCCGGUGAUAAGCGGAAGAGAGGUCGGGCCGUCAAGCCAUCGGCACGCAAGAGGAAGGAGAUCGAGGUGGAGAGAGAGACAGAGCGGUCCAAGCUCCUUGCUUUCUAGAUAUGGGAAUGGACGGCAGGAUGGA